Pseudogymnoascus verrucosus is the source of this 1888-nucleotide messenger RNA. RefSeq lists its product as uncharacterized. NCBI's taxonomy places the organism in Eukaryota, Fungi, Ascomycota, Leotiomycetes, Thelebolales, Thelebolaceae. The record is from RefSeq and is a predicted model, not a curated record. Gene Ontology annotation, biological process: regulation of DNA-templated transcription. Gene Ontology annotation, molecular function: DNA-binding transcription factor activity, RNA polymerase II-specific; zinc ion binding. The transcript has 4 exons. The coding region runs from base 216 to 1709 and encodes 497 amino acids.
GUUACAUGCCAAGGUUGAACAAUAGGAGCUACUGUGGUGCUGACAAAAGGGCAUUGAAGAAUUAAAGAAUGCCCCAGUAUCUCGAUUAUUCGAAAGUUGGUUUGUGUGAUUUGGUUCUAUAUAUGUUGUAUAAGCGGAAAAGAACAAUCCGCCCGGUUUUAAUUUGAACGACUUCCAAGCUUCGGUCUGUUGUACUGUCGCACCCCGCUCUUACAAUGGUCAACAGUGGCCAAGGCGAGUUUGAAUGCGCCAUUUGUCACCGCCAAUACGCAGCGCGUUCAUCAUACACGAGGCACACAAAACAGUGCCUUGAGCAGUCUGAAGUGACGCCGCGGCAGAAAUCCUGCCAUGAGUGCUCCAGUGCCAAAGCCCGGUGUGACCAACAGCGGCCGCGCUGCUCCCGCUGUGUAGAGCGGAAUGCACACUGUGAAUAUGUUUCCGGGAAGAGCAUCAACCACGCCAAGCAAGUUAACUCUCAGGAUUCUAACGCUCAGCUUCCUCAUAAACAAAGGAGUGAUGAGAUUGGGGAUUCAUUUCUUGAGGCACUAGGAGCAGAGCAACAGACAUGGGACGCCCAAAUUACCUCAAUGGACUAUCUUCCUCCAAAUGGCCAGGGCGUGUCUGAUCAAAACGCCCCAGUAGUCUCUGAACACUCCAGCAACCAUUCCACGCCACGGUCCACCGCUUCGACGGGCUGUCUCAGCGCAACACUAUCAAGCCGGACCAUUGACACAGCAGCAACCUCAAACCACUCACCGAAGGAUUCGAACUACCCUGAACAGACAAGGCAACUAGUACCAGAUGAGGAUUUUAACGUUAUCCGCGACCGGUGGCUGUAUCCUUAUAUCGAACCCUCACCUCUCUCGUACGCGCUCAGGGAGCAGAGCAUGUUCUAUCUAUGUCGAGUCUUUCGCACUUUCCCCCGCAUGAUGGCUCGAAGGGAACGACUUCCCCCAAUGAUUCACCCCAUGCAGGCAACCCAGGAAAUGAAGCUGCCUCUCAAAAACUGCUUUUCGAUUACGAGGAUGUGGGAGGGCGGCGCGGAGGAAGCUAGUAGCUUAGUCCAGGGGACCAUUGAGCGAGAAAUGGAGAGGUUGUUUGCUGAAUACCGCACCUACGACGAGGAAACUCUUAUCACAGCCUUUCAGGCCCUUGUUAUCUACGCUAUAAUCCUCCUCUUCCCAACGCCACAAAAGCCCACCACUAAGAACCUGUCCCUGCAAACAGUUGUCAACCUACAGGAAGUGGGCUACCACGUUGGACAGACAGGCCUUAUGCUGCAUGCAGAGGCCUCGCAUGUGCGUCCCACGUGGGACGCGUGGAUCCUUAUGAACGCCAAACGGCGCACAAUGAGCGCCCUGUACUGCCUGGAGUGGAUAUACGCGAUGCUCAACAAGCUUCCCACUUUCCCCUGCAAGGAAUUAGGCUUUAUGCCAGCUGUGUGCAGCAAGGCCCUGUGGCAUGCGAGGACCAAGGAUGAGUGGGAAGCGAUAUACAACUGCUGGCUGGCACGGUGGACUGUGGGUGGGGGAUACUUAAUGCGGGAGCUAAUGGCGGUCGAGCCUGGGCCUGAGCUUGAUCUACGGACGGAGAUGUGGCUUGAGGAGGUUGAUGAGUUUGGCAUGAUGUAUAUGAGUCUUGUGAACGCAACUGAGGUCCCUGGUGGAGGAGGUGAACUACGACCCGAAAAGCAGAGCGUCGAGACCUGAUCAGUUUUCGGGCUUCACAUAGACUUCUUUCCUGUUGCAUUACGGUAUUAAUGAUUAAAUGAGGAUAUAUACUAUUUGAGGCGUAAAUAACAGUUCAUACGAGAUAACUUGGUUGAUAAUGCUCUCCAAACCCAUAUGCUUCAAGUGAUAAAUGGCUCUAUCGCGGAUGAAGGACGGAG